GACCAGACUCUGCUGGACCUGGACCUGGACCCAGCUGUGUGUCCAUGAAGAGUGACCGGUCUAUAGAUCGUUAUAUUAGCUUCAAGGAUGGACAAAAACAUGGUGAACUGAUCACUGACUUUGAAGCGGCAGCUUCAGCGGCAGACUAUUCAGAAGAAGACUCAGGAGGACAAAGACAAAGGAGUCUAAACCGGAGUCUGAUGAAGACACAGGAGGACAAAGACAAAGGAGUCUAAACCGGAGUCUGAUGAAGACUCAGGAGGACAAAGACAAAGGAGUCUAAACCGGAGUCUGAUGAAGACUCAGGAGGACAAAGACAAAGGAGUCUAAACCGGAGUCUAACAAGGAGGCUAACGAGGCUAAGUACCUGUCUGCAAGUGUUCUCUACCUUUCACAUAUGUGCCUUUUUUCCAUUCCUGUUCAUGUCUCCUCUCAUAGAUACUACAAACCUCACAAUCACUCACAGAAUCACCGUAACCUGUCCUCACUUAUCUAUCCCACCCGCUCCACUCACAUCCAACACCAUGUCGCAGGGAGCCUGUGGAACUGCCAGUCAGCUACCCCCAAGACUGAGUUCAUCUCCGGCUUUGCUACUGAGCAAUGCCUGGACUUCCUUGCUCUCACUGAGACUUGGAUAACACCCUCCAACACAGCCACCCCUGCAGCUCUGUCCUCCGCCCACUCCUUCUCCCACACACCCAGAUCCACUGGAAGAGGUGGCGGGACAGGUCUGCUCAUCAACCCCAACUGGACUUUCACUCUUUACCCACUGCCACACUUCUCUUCACAGUCGUUUGAAUUUCAUGCUGUAACUGUAACUCACCCAGUCAAACUAAUCAUUGUUGUCAUCUACCGUCCACCAGGCCCAUUGGGACACUUCUUGGAGGAACUAGAUGUCCUCCUCUCAAACAUCCCAGAAAAUGGCCCACCACUUGUUCUUCUUGGUGACUUCAACAUCCAGUCAGAGAAGUCAUCCGAUCUACUUCUUCUACUUUCGUCUCUUUCUCUCUCACUUGCUCCUUCUCCACCAACUCACAAAGCUGGCAACCACCUUGACCUCAUCUUCACCAGAAACUGCUCUACCUCCGACCUCACGGUAACUCCACUUCAAGUCUCUGAUCAUUUCUUCUUUUCCUACUCUCUCCCACUCUCCCAAUCUGAUGAUCUCAUCUCAUCAGAUACUGCACUUGUCUGUCGCAACAUUCGCUCUCUCUCUCCCUCCUCUCUCUCCUCAACUGUUCUAUCAGCACUUCCUUCAGCUGACUCCUUCUCCCUCAUGCAUCCCAACUCUGCCACAGACACAUUCCUCUCUACUCUGUCCUCCUCUCUUGACUCUCUCUGUCCUCUUACUUCACGGCGGGUUCGUAAAUCCUCCCCAGCCCCGUGGUUGUCGGACUCAGUGCGUGCUGAGAGAGCUACGAUACGGGCAGCAGAAAGGAAAUGGAGGAAAUCAAAACACCCUUUCCUCCCUUCAAGAACUAGGUGUCUCAGGAUCUGCACUUACCCUACUCUCGUCCUAUCUUCAAAACCGAACAUACAGAGUAACCUGGAGAGGAUCUGUGUCUGAACCCUGUCCUCUAGCUACUGGGGUCCCUCAGGGUUCUGUCUUGGGCCCUCUCCUCUUCUCUCUAUACACCAACUCUCUUGGUUCUGUUAUUCUCUCUCAUGGUUUUUCCUAUCACAGCUACGCCGACGACACGCAACUCAUUCUCUCUUUUCCCAGCUCCGACACACAUGUAGCAGAACGGAUCUCCGCUUGUCUGACCGACAUCUCUCAGUGGAUGUCUGACCAUCACCUGAAACUCAAUCUCAACAAGACUGAGUUUCUUUUUCUCCCAGGAAAGGGCUCUCCCACCACAGACCUAACCAUCACCCUCGACAACUCUGUGGUAACUCCGUCUCAUACCGCAAGGAACCUGGGUGUGACACUUGAUGACCAUCUCUCCCUCACUGCCAACAUUGCUGCAACAGCUCGAUCUUGCAGAUACAUGUUGCACAACAUCAGAAGGAUACGGCCUCUUCUAACCCAGAAGGCGGCACAGGUUCUGGUCCAGGCUCUUGUCAUCUCACGCUUGGAUUACUGCAACUCCCUCCUGGCUGGUCUCCCUGCGUGUGCCAUA
Molecule: messenger RNA, 2120 nt
Organism: Solea solea (common sole)
Lineage: Eukaryota; Metazoa; Chordata; Actinopteri; Pleuronectiformes; Soleidae
Exons: 2
Coding region: 398-1567 (389 amino acids)
Molecular function (GO): catalytic activity
Source: RefSeq, a predicted model, not a curated record